Molecule: messenger RNA, 471 nt
Organism: Staurois parvus
Lineage: Eukaryota; Metazoa; Chordata; Amphibia; Anura; Ranidae
Source: the annotation of a GenBank genome assembly
ACCGUGUCAGAAUACCGGGCCGGCCGCUCAGCUCUUCUCUGCAGCAGGACCUUUCCUGUUACUCGGUCCGCAGUCUCUUGGUCAUCCCUGUACUGUCUGCAGUCUCUGGUCAUCCCCUGUACUGUCUGCAGUCUUUUGGUCAUCCCUGUACUAUGUCCGCAGUCUCUGGUCAUCUCCUGUACUGUGUCCGCAGUCUCUGGUCAUCUCCUGUACUGUGUCCGCAGUCUCUGGUCAUCUGCCGUACUACGUCUGCAGUCUCCGGUCAUCUCCCGUACUGUGUCCGCAGUCUCUGGUCAUCUCCUGUACUGUGUCCGCAGUCUCUGGUCAUCUCCUGUACUGUGUCCGCAGUCUCUGGUCAUCUCCUGUACUGUGUCCGCAGUCUCUGGUCAUCUCCCGUACUGUGUCCGCAGUCUCUGGUCAUCUCCCGUACUGUGCCGCAGUCUCUGGUCAUCUCCCUACUACGUCCCGCAG